AUGGAUCAGUUCGACGUCGCAGUUGUGGGACUUGGUGUCCUCGGAAGCGGAGCGGCAUACUACGCCGCCAAGAAGGGCGCCACCGUGAUUGCAUUCGAGCAGUUCGAGCUCGGACAUGUACGCGGAGCUUCCCACGAUACUUCUCGCAUCGUUCGAACCUCCAAUUUUGCCCCCGAAUAUGUCGCUCUUGCAAAAUCGGCCUACAAGGACUGGGCCCAACUGGAACGGGAUUCAGGCUACAAGAUGCUGACAGUCACCGGCGGUGUGGUGUUCUUCGCGCCAGAUUCGCCAGUUCCAGCUAGCGACUUCACUAGGAGCUUAGAUGAUCAAAAUGUCCCAUAUGAGCUACUGGAUUCCCAAGAAGUGAAACGGCGAUGGCCUCAGUUUGAGAUUCCCGACAAUGUCUCGACCGUGUUCACGGCCGACUCGGGCAUCGCCCAUGCUGCCAAAACAGUCAGCACAUUGCAGGCUAUGGCCCGCUCCCAUGGUGCUGUCUUGAAAGAUAAUACGCCCGUCGACCGUGUUACACCCCAAUCAUCAGGUGGAGUGAUAAUCGAAACACCCAAGGGUCGAUUCAAGGCAGCCAAGGUCAUUCUUGCCACUGACGCUUGGAUCGACAAGCUACUCGCUCCUUUAUCUGUCCAUAUUCCCGUGUCUGUUAUGCAAGAGCAAGUUACAUACUACAAACCCACCGACGCGGCUGCCUUUCACACUGACCGUUUUCCUGUGUGGAUCUGGCAAGGCGCCAAUUGCUAUUAUGGCUUCCCCUGCUACGGCGAGCCGACCAUCAAGGCCGGCCGUGAUUUCUCGAAUAACUUUAUGACACCUGAGCAACGAACAUUCGUGCAUUCGCCCCAGCUGCUUGAGCAGCUGACAGGCUUCAUGAAGAGCUUUAUUCCUGACGAGGAGCGUCAGCCCCUGCGCACCAUCACUUGCCAGUAUACGAUCACUCCCGACCGACACUUUAUCAUCAGCCCCUUGGACAACCAUCCUGAUAUCAUCGUUGGUCUGGGUGCUGCACAUGCUUUCAAGUUUGCUCCGGCCUUUGGUCGGGCGCUGGCCGAGCUCGCCGUGGAUGGCCAUACCAAUGAGGAUAUCUCAAAAUGGGGAAUUCCGAAGGCUGCUACCCUCAACAGCAAGCUUUAG
Penicillium maclennaniae is the source of this 1146-nucleotide messenger RNA. RefSeq names its product putative sarcosine oxidase. NCBI's taxonomy places the organism in Eukaryota, Fungi, Ascomycota, Eurotiomycetes, Eurotiales, Aspergillaceae. The transcript has a single exon. Gene Ontology annotation, molecular function: sarcosine oxidase activity; flavin adenine dinucleotide binding. The coding region runs from base 1 to 1146 and encodes 381 amino acids. The record is from RefSeq and is a predicted model, not a curated record.